This is a messenger RNA of Thermothelomyces thermophilus ATCC 42464, 660 nucleotides long. RefSeq lists its product as uncharacterized. The record is from RefSeq and is a predicted model, not a curated record. The coding region runs from base 1 to 660 and encodes 219 amino acids. The transcript is spliced from 4 exons. Gene Ontology annotation, cellular component: membrane. Gene Ontology annotation, biological process: proton motive force-driven mitochondrial ATP synthesis. Lineage: Eukaryota; Fungi; Ascomycota; Sordariomycetes; Sordariales; Chaetomiaceae. Gene Ontology annotation, molecular function: proton-transporting ATP synthase activity, rotational mechanism.
AUGUUCUCGCGACAGGCAUUGCUGCGCUCCGCGCGGACGGCAGCUCCCCAGCGUGCUCUCCUCGGCCAGACCCGCACCUUCGCCGCGCCGGCCUCGAGCGAGAAGGUGAAGCCUCCGGUCGCCCUCUUCGGCCUCGACGGCACCUAUGCCACUGCUCUGACUUCCUCCCUCGAGCCCACCGCCAAGGGCGUCGCCGCCCUCGGCAACCUGAUCCAGAAGGACUCCAAGCUCGUCACCAUCCUGGAGGCCCCGACCCUGUCCGCCGCCGACAAGAGCGCCAUCGUUGCUGAGCUGCAGAAGAGCGCUGGCGUUUCCGGCGAGACCAUCAAGAACUUCCUCGAGACCCUCGCCGAGAACAACCGCCUCGGUCUCCUCCCCGGUGUCUGCAACAAGUUCAACGAGCUCAUGAGCGCCGCCCGCGGCGAGGUCGAGAUGAUCGUUACCAGCGCCCAGCCCCUGGACAACAAGACUCUCACCCGCCUUGAGAACGCCGUUUCCAAGUCGAGCUACGUUGGCGCUGGCAAGAAGCUCAAGGUCAAGAACAACGUCAACCCUGAUAUCGUCGGUGGUCUCAUCGUCGAGGUCGGCGACAGGACGAUCGACCUUAGCGUCUCCUCCAAGCUUGCCAAGAUGAACAAGCUCCUCACCGAAGCCCUGUAA